Lolium rigidum is the source of this 1911-nucleotide messenger RNA. RefSeq names its product S-type anion channel SLAH2-like. Gene Ontology annotation, biological process: transmembrane transport; intracellular monoatomic ion homeostasis. Gene Ontology annotation, molecular function: voltage-gated monoatomic anion channel activity. Lineage: Eukaryota; Viridiplantae; Streptophyta; Magnoliopsida; Poales; Poaceae. The coding region runs from base 1 to 1911 and encodes 636 amino acids. Gene Ontology annotation, cellular component: membrane. The record is from RefSeq and is a predicted model, not a curated record. The transcript is spliced from 3 exons.
AUGGCGUCCAGGGAUGACAUGAUCGGCGUCCAGGCGCAUGCCGGGGUGGAGGACGGUGUUCCGGGAUGUGCUCCAUCGCCGGUGCCAUUUCUGGCUCAUGUCCCUUCGUUCGGAGGACAUAUGGACACACCGUCCUCCGCUUCGUUGAGCGUGCCUGGCUCGCCUUCCGGGCUCCAUCUCGCGCAGGUCGGCAUGCCGCCGCCACCGUCCGUCCACGGCGUGAGCGUGGUGCCACAGACCGAGACGAAGGUGGAUGUCGACCAUCCCGCGGAGCCGCCGCCGUCCGAGGUGGCCAAAGGCGCGGGUGGCGAGGCGCCGGCGGUGACGCGGAGUGACAGCACGCGAGAGCGGGACCGGCGGUUCGACCACUUCAAGACCUUCUCCGGCCGCCUCGAGCGCCAGCUCUCCGCACUCCGUGGGGUCGUACCGUGGGACCCGGCACCAGACGCGGCAGACGUCGAGCACGGCCACGGCGCCUCGUCCAAUAUCUCUGAGGAGGACACCGACGAGGACAACGACAUCCCCACCGCCGACCGUUACUUCGCCGCCCUCGAAGGCCCCGAGCUCGAGACCCUUCGUUCGACGGAGGUGGUGGUACUUCCGAAAGACGAGUUGUGGCCGUUCCUGCUCCGGUUCCCGAUCAGCGCCUUUGGGAUGUGCCUAGGCGUGAGCAGCCAGGCGAUGCUGUGGAAGACCCUCGAGACGGAGCCCUCCACGGCGUUCCUCCGCGUCCACCCCAUCGCCAACCACGUCUUCUGGGGGGUCUCCGUCGCGCUCACCCUACUCGUCUUCGUCACCUACCUCCUCAAGGUCGUCUUCUACUUCGAGGCCGUCCGCCGCGAGUUCCACCACCCGGUGCGCGUCAACUUCUUCUUCGCGCCAUGGAUCGCCUGCCUCUUCCUCGUCAAGGGCGUGCCCCGGCCCGUGGGCGAGAUCCACCACGUCGUGUGGUACUUCCUCAUGGUGCCCAUCCUCUUCCUCGACCUCAAGAUCUACGGCCAGUGGAUGUCCUCGGGCGAGCGGCGCCUGUCUAAGGUGGCCAACCCGUCGAACCACCUCGCCGUCGUGGGCAACUUCGUGGGCGCGCUGCUCGGCGCCAGGAUGGGCCUCCGGGAGCUUCCCAUCUUCUUCUUCGCUGUCGGGCUAGCGCACUACACCGUGCUCUUCGUCACCCUCUACCAGCGGCUCCCCACCAACGUGCAGCUGCCCAAGGAGCUGCACCCGGUGUUCUUCCUCUUCGUCGCCGCGCCGAGCGUCGCGUCCAUGGCCUGGGCCAGGAUCUCCGGCGAGUUCAACAGCGGCGCCAAGCUCGCCUACUUCGUCGCGAUGUUCCUCUACGCGUCGCUGGUGGUUCGCGUCAACCUAUUCCGGGGCUUCAGGUUCUCUCUGGCCUGGUGGGCAUACACAUUCCCGAUGACCAGCGUUGCGCUGGCCACGGUGCUGUACGCGUCGGAGGUGGACAACAUGGUAACGCGGACGCUGGCGGUGGGGCUGUCGGUGCUCGCCGCCGUCACGGUCACCGGCGUGCUUGCCACCACCGUGUACCACGCCUUCGUGACAGGGGACCUUUUCCCCAACGACGUGUCCAUCGCCAUCACGCGGCGGAAGCCCAAGUUCAGCAAGAUCCUUGCGCACCUCCGGUCGUCCAGAACAGACGUCAAGGAGCUCGUCCUCUCCAUCCCAAAUUUCAAUUCCAGUUCGAGAACCGGAGCCUACUCCGACGAUUCCGGCUCCAUCUCUAGGACGAGCAGCAGUUCCGACGAGUCACAGGGAAGGCGGAUCAGCAGACCGAAAAAGCUCGUGCUUCGCUACGGAGCAGCCAUUGGCGCCGCCGUGUACCCUGCUCCUCCCGUACAAAUUAGCAGCACCAGCGCCGUCCUAGCCACCUACUCCUCCCAUCCACCACGCUAG